UCCUUCCUCCUCUUCCUCCUCCUCCUCCUCUUCUCUUUCUGGAUAUUCCCCUUCGCCUUCAUGCUGCCUCCGGACUCCAAACUCCGCAGCCAAGUGGGCGCUGCGCUCCAGCACUCCGGGGUCCAUGCGCCCCUGCCCCAGCUCCCUCGCUCGCCCUGCCGCCUCUGCCCUGCCCUGCCCUGAUCCAGCCGGGACCCCAGAGUCAGACGGCUGCUGCUGCCACCCCCUCCCCAGCCCUAGCCCAGCCAUGGGCUCUUCCCACUCGAUCUCCGAGGAGACCCGGCAACUCGCCCACAAGACCGGCUUCACUACGGAUCAAAUUGAGAACUUACACCGGCGAUUUAAGCAGCUGAGCGGAGACCAGCUAACCAUCCGCAAGGAGAACUUCGAUCGUGUUCCUGACUUGGAAUUCAACCCAAUUCGGUCGAAAAUUAUCCAAGCCUUUUUUGACAAGAGGAAUCUGCGGGGAGCCUCGGAGGGUUUUGUGGACGAGAUCAACUUCGAGGAUUUUCUGACCAUCAUGUCCAACUUCCGCCCCAUCGAGUUGAAUAUGGACGAAGAGCAGCUGGACCGGUUCAGGAAGCAGAAGUUGAAAUUCCUCUUCCACAUGUACGAUGGAGACAGCGACGGCAAAAUCACCUUGCAGGAAUACAGGAAUGUGGUCCAGCAGAUGCUCUCGGGAAACCCACACCUGGAUAAGGAAUCCGCGAGAUCCAUAGCAGACGGAGCCAUGAUGGAGGCUGCUAGCAUCUGCGUGGGACAAAUGGAGCCGGACCAAGUCUACGAAGGGAUCACAUUUGAUGAUUUCCUGAAGAUAUGGGAAGGCAUCGACAUAGAGACCAAGAUGCACGUUCGCUUCCUCACGCUGGAACCCAUGGCGCUCUGCUACUGACGGCGGCGGAGUAGCUACAACCGGGUGGUGGGGAGGCUUUGGAGGAGAUGGCCAGGGGCUUGUUUGGUUGGGUGGGAGGGCCAACGUGUCUGAUGGAGCAGCUGCCACGGAGCCACAAAGUUCAGACCAGCCACAUGGAUGGAUUCCCAUCUUGGGUUGAAGACCAACUCUUCUGGCCUCCAGUAAAAGGACCUCAGUUCUGAUGCAA
Molecule: messenger RNA, 1100 nt
Organism: Pantherophis guttatus
Lineage: Eukaryota; Metazoa; Chordata; Lepidosauria; Squamata; Colubridae
Gene: TESC
Product: tescalcin
Molecular function (GO): calcium ion binding
Source: RefSeq, a predicted model, not a curated record